Molecule: messenger RNA, 251 nt
Organism: Perkinsus marinus ATCC 50983
Lineage: Eukaryota; Perkinsozoa; Perkinsida; Perkinsidae
Exons: 2
Source: RefSeq, a predicted model, not a curated record
UGGCACGACAACUAGCCGAACUGGAAGCUCGAGCUGUUGAUGGCGAGGGGCGGUACGAGGCCGCUCUUGCUGACCUCACCAGAAGAAUACAAGAAGAGGAAGCUCAAGGGAGUUCGGCAUCUCGAGCUGAGGAGGUCCGUGCGCGACUUGAUCGAAUGGUCUCAGCUAAUGCGACGUUACGGGCCGACCUUCAGGAGAGGGAGGAGAGGAUAGAAAAGGAGGAGGAGGAAAUUCAACGGGAGACCGAUCAG